This is a messenger RNA of Psilocybe cubensis, 3045 nucleotides long. RefSeq lists its product as uncharacterized. The coding region runs from base 1 to 3045 and encodes 1014 amino acids. The record is from RefSeq and is a predicted model, not a curated record. The transcript is spliced from 4 exons. Lineage: Eukaryota; Fungi; Basidiomycota; Agaricomycetes; Agaricales; Agrocybaceae.
AUGAUGCGCAAAAACCAGCAUCAGGCGCUUCAGCAACAACAACAAGCCGCACAGCGCGCGAACGCCAAUGCGCGCGGCGGUGGGCCUCCGGGUCCACCUGGCCCACCCGGCGUCGGGGUUGGAGUUGGGCAGCCUUCGGCGCUGCAGAUGAAUAUGGGCGGUGGGCCGCAGGGUAUGCAGGGUAUGCAGCAUGGUCCGCCACAGCCACAGCAGCAGCAGCAGCAACAACAGCAGCCUGGAGGGCCAGGGCAGGGGCAUCAGCAGGGGCAGCCUGGUCAGCAGGGACAUCCGGGUGGUAUGCCUGGAGGGCCGCCUGGGAUGGGUCCUGGGCCUGGGCCUAGCCAACAACAACAACAACAACAGCAGCAGCAGAUGAGGAUGGUGAAUGGGAUGGUACCUGGGAUGGCGCAGCGUCCGCCGUCGGCUGCGACGGGCGGGCCGGGGCCGGGGCCUGGGGGGUAUAUGACGAAUGGAGCGGGGGGCGGGGGCGGGAUGCCGAAUGGGAUGCCCCCGCAGCAACAGCAGCAGCAGCAGGGGCCGGGCCAGAUGAGCUUUGGUGGGAUGGGCGGGCAUGGGCAUGGUGGGCCGCCGCCGCCGCCGCCUGGGAUGGGGCCUGGGCAGCAGGGUCAGGGUCAGCAGCAGGCGAAUGGGAUUGGAGGGCCGCAGCAUGGUCCUGGUGGUCCUGGACAGGGUCAGGGACAAGGACAGGGCGGGCCGAUGCAGUUUGGUGUGUUGCAGGGACAGGGCGGGAGGCAGCCUGUCAUGAACGGGCUCGGUGCGCAACAGCAGCAGCAACAACAGCAGCGGCCGGGUCCGGGUCCAGGGCAGAAUCCGAAUGGACCGCCUAAUGGUGGUGGUGCGGGAGGAGGAGGAGGAGGAGGGGGUGCGGGACCUGGAGGCCCGUUCCAGAGCCCGACGAUGGCGCAUUCGCCUGGGCAGGGUCCGCCGCCUGGAGGACCGGGACAAGGGGGCCCGAUGGGUCCGCAGGGGCAGGCGCCGAUGGCGCAGCUGGGAGGACCUGGUCCGGGGCCGUCGCCGCAUAUGCCGCCGAUGGGUAUGAGACCUGGUCCGCAGGGUAUGCCUCCGCCUUCGGGGGGUGUCAACGGUGGUGGCGUCGGUGGUGGUGGUCCUCAGCAACAGCAACAAGGAGGUCAACAAGGAGGACCGGGAGGUGGGCCGCCGACGCCUGGGUAUGCGCCAGGGCAGACGCCCGGUCCGCCUGGUAGCCAGCAGCAGCAGCAGCAGCAGCAGGGACAAGGGCAAGGUCAGCAGCAGCCAGGACAGGGCGGUCGUCCGCCGAGCCGCACGAACACGCCGCGCGGGAGCGCGGGUGGUCCUGGUGGUGGGAUGAUGCCGCACGCCAGCCCGUCGCUCGCAGCAAGGCAGACGCCCGGCGUUGGACCGAUGGUAGGUGUUGUACCCGGUAUGGGCGUCGGGCUCGGGGGGAUGGGCGGGCCGCCUGGGAUGAUGGUUGGCGGUGGACUGCCACCUGCACCGCCGCCUCCUGGGGGUAUGCCGAUGAGCAUGGGUAUGGGCGGGAUGGGUGGUGGGGGAGGUAAUAGUGCGAGUGCACAGGAUAACCAGAUUAAUGCGGAGAUUAUGGGUAUCCAGACGCAUACGCUCAAUGCGCUCAAAGCUGAGUUGGGAAUUGGGGAUAAGGAUUUGACGAAUCUUUCGAUGUUGGAGAAGAAUCGGAUUUUGGCGAUGUGGAAGACGAGGAAUGGGAAGAGUGGGCCGAUGCAGGGUAUGGGUGGACCGCCGCAGGGACAGAGGCCAGGUCAGCCUGGGCAGCAACAGCAGCAGCAGCAGCAGCGUACGAAGCGUAACAGCACGUCGCCGGGCGAAGAGCACGAAACGCUGCCACGUACCGAGUCCUCGCCGCCUGAGCGCAAGCGGGUGAAGCGCUCGCCGGCGGAUACACCGUUGAUGGGGUAUGCGCAGCAUCCUGGUCAACAACAACAGCCAGGUCAACCUGGGCAACAAGGACCUGGCGGCAGUGGUGGGCCACCUGGAAGUCUCCAGCAGCAACAACAGCAGCAACAGCAACAGCCAGGUCAGGGUCCACCGGGCCCAGGACAGCAGCACCAGAUGAUGAUGCUGAUGGCGACGCGCUCGCAGCCGCAUCACCCGAUGGGUAAUGCUGGGUUAGGUGGUGGUGGUGGUGGUGGUGGGCCGGGAGGUCCGCCGCCGGGUGCGCCUGGGGGUCCUCCUGGGCCGAUGGGCGGGCAGCCUGGGCAGCAGGGAGCUGGGAUGAUGGGCAUGCAUCCGCCCGGUCCUGGGGGUAUGAUGCAGGCGCCGCAGCAGGCGCAGAUGCAUAUGUAUCAUAUGAAACAGGAGCAGCCGUUUAACCCUGGACCGCCGCCGCCUGGGCCAGGUGCGCUGGGCCAGUUCUCAGCGGGCCCGCUGAAUAGGAUGGGCGCGAAGCCGCCGAUGGUGGGCAUGAUGCCGCCGCCGUCGCCUGCACAGGGCGGGCCGCCCAAGACGAUCAAGCAGGAGGGCGCAGGCGCGGGUGGUAGCGGCGCUGGUGGGAAUGUGAACUCGCAAGGACCGAAUGGGCAGGGACAGGGGCAGCAGGGGCAGCAGAUGAACCCGGAUGGGUCGCCGAGGAAUGGGCCGCCUGGAGCGGGGGGUGCGUCGGGAGGAGGGACGGCGCCGCCGACGCCUGUGCCGGGUAAUAGGCCAAAUCCUCAGCAGGGGCAACCUGGAGGACCACAGCAACAGAACCCUCCUCCGCCUCAGCAACAGCAACAACAGCCGCAGCAGUCGCAACAGUCGCAACAGCAGCAGCAGCAGCAGCAACCGCAGAAUCAGAAUCAGAAUCCGAUGAGCGGGAUGAUGGCGUCCUCGUCGCCCCUUCUGAAUCUGCCGCCGACAGGCGGGAUGGGUGGGCUGGGUGCUGACAUGUUCACGUUUGACAACAUGGUGGAUGAUUUCGAGAGCAACUUUUUGGUUAACAAUACGACGGGGGAUAUCAAUUUCGAGCGGGACUUUGGGCAGUGGUUUAAUCACCCGGAUGAUCUCGGCUCGGGGCUGGAUAUGAAGUGA